This is a messenger RNA of Suillus plorans, 807 nucleotides long. RefSeq lists its product as uncharacterized. The transcript has 2 exons. NCBI's taxonomy places the organism in Eukaryota, Fungi, Basidiomycota, Agaricomycetes, Boletales, Suillaceae. The coding region runs from base 1 to 807 and encodes 268 amino acids. The record is from RefSeq and is a predicted model, not a curated record.
AUGCAGCUCUCACUUGUUUUCAAGACGCUCCUUUCCUUUAUCGCCAUUGCAGCAGCAUAUCCCACACCAUCGGUGAUGAAACUUUCUUCUAUGGCUAAGCGUUCGGGGGGGCUUGGCUCUAACCUCGUUGGUUAUUUGGACACUAGGUUCCCCAACGACCUUAGUCAACCUAGCGUACCCAGCGGACCUCUCAAUAGUGACGUCAACUACGUGAAUACUCGGGCCCCCAACGACCUCAGUCAACCUAGCGGACCCAGCGGACCCCUCAAUAGUGACGUCAACUACGUGAAUACUCGGGCCCCCAACGACCUUAGUCAACCUAGCGGACCCAGCGGACCCCUCAAUAGUGACGUCAACUACUUGAACACUCGGGCCCCCGACAAUAGUCACUCCAGCAAUCCUUCCACCACUCCUUCCACCACUCCUUCCACCAUUCCCUCCACCAGUUCUAACGACAAAAGUCACUCCAGCAACUCUGCUAAUAGCGACGCUGAAUACUUAAACACUCGGGCUCCCGGUGACGAUGAUAGUCACUCCAGCAAUUCUGCCAAUGAUGACGCUAAGCACUUGAGCGUCCGGGUCCCGGACGAUAACACUAGUCAUUCUAGCAACUCUGCCAGUGAUGACGCCAAGUACUUGAGCGUUCGGAACCCCGACGAUACCACUAGUCAUGACAGCAAUUCUGCCAACGACAACGCUGAGUACUUGAGCGUCCGGGCCCCCGACGUCAGUAACGUCAGCAGUACUUCUAAUACUGCUAACUCUUCCAAUGGCAAUGGCGAUCAGAGCGAUGGCGAUGAAGAUUAA